AUGCGAGAAAAGAAACGGAAACAAGAGAUUGCUUGUCUGAAACUUGAAAAGGGACUCCUCGAGGAAGAGAAGUUAACGCAUGAGGAGUCGAUAAAGGAGGAGCAGGCCAUGAGGUUUGCCAAGGAUAAGGAGUUAGCCACGGUCCAGGCCAUGUACAGGGAGGUUGAGACCAAGCUGACAGAAUAUAGAGAGUCCCACGUUCCCAAAGAUCUGCAGAAAUGGAUGACUGCCUUUUGGGCAAGAAUGGUGCCAACUGGUGGAUUGGCAAGCAUCCUGGUGGGCAUUAGCAACAAUGCCAAGGCAUUGGGUGGACAUGGUGUAGCUGUUGCCGCUCUCCAGAGGAUGAAAAGCGGAAGGACUAUCAAUGCCGGAUGGCUUCAGCAAUUCAUAAAGCCGCAUUCUAAGAAGACUCUCUUGAAGCUAUAA
Molecule: messenger RNA, 426 nt
Organism: Oldenlandia corymbosa var. corymbosa
Lineage: Eukaryota; Viridiplantae; Streptophyta; Magnoliopsida; Gentianales; Rubiaceae
Source: the annotation of a GenBank genome assembly